UGCAGAGAAAGAGGAACACGCCGCCUUUUUUUUCCCGCCCGCCCCCCUCCUUCUCUCAAGACGUCGCGCGGCUUCGCCAACUUCAUUCGCGGCAGCGGCACGAGGAGAGCCGGAGCAGCGCGCGCGGGAGCGACAUGCCCAGUUACACGGUUACCGUGGCCACCGGCAGCCAGUGGUUCGCGGGGACGGACGACUACGUGUACGUGACUCUGGUGGGCACGGAGAAGUGCAGCGAGAAGACCCUGCUGGACAAACCGCUGUACAACGACUUCGAGAGGGGGGCGGUGGACUCGUAUGAUAUCAAUGUUACAGAAGAUCUUGGCGAUAUCGAGCUGGUAAAGAUUGAGAAGCGAAAGUAUUGGAUGCAAGAUGACUGGUACUGCAAGUACAUCACCGUGAAGACGCCAGCGGGAGACUACAUAGAGUUCCCCUGUUUCCGAUGGGUGACCGAUGACAAAGAGAUUAUCCUCCGAGAUGGACGUGCACGACUACCACAGAAUGACAAGACCAGAGUGGCAAAGCAGCACAGACGCAAAGAGCUGGAGUUACGCCAGAAGGUGUACAGGUGGAGGGAAUGGCACCCCGGCUUCCCAAUGAGCAUCGAUGCCAACACCCACAAGGAGCUCCCCCGGGACAUCCAGUUUGACAGCGAGAAAGGAAUCGACUUUGUGCUCAACUAUAGCAAGGCGAUCGAGAACCUCUACGUGAACCGGUUCAUGCACAUGUUCCAGUCCUCGUGGAAUGACUUUGCUGAUUUUGAGCGCAUCUUUGUGAGAAUCAGCAACACCAUCUCAGAGUACGUGAUGCAGCACUGGCAGGAGGACUUCAUGUUUGGGUACCAGUUUUUAAAUGGCUGCAACCCGGUCAUGAUGCAGAAGAGCACAAAGAUUCCGGACAAUUUCCCCGUCACCAGUGCCAUGGUGGAGUCCUGCCUGGAGAGGGAUCUCACCCUGGAAGAGGAGGUGAAGGCAGGAAACAUCUAUAUUGCAGAUUACGCCAUUAUGGAAGGCAUCAGCCCCAAUUCCACGGACCCCUGCACUCUGCAGUAUCUGGCGGCACCCAUCUGUAUGCUGUACAAGAACGUCCAGAACAAAAUCCUCCCAAUUGCUAUCCAGCUGGGACAAACUCCAGGGGAGGACAACCCCAUUUUCCUUCCCACCGAUGACAAAUACGACUGGUUGCUGGCCAAGAUCUGGGUGCGGUCAUCUGACUUCCACGUGCAUCAAACCGUAACACACCUCCUGCGUACUCACCUGAUCUCCGAGGUGUUUGGGAUCGCCAUGUUCCGGCAGCUCCCGGCCGUCCAUCCAGCGUUUAAGUUGCUUCUUCCUCAUAUUCGUUUCACCAUCGCCAUCAACACCAAAGCCAGAGAGCAGCUUAUCUGUGAAUGUGGACUCUUUGAUAAGGCUAAUGGCACUGGAGGGGGAGGCCAUGUGGAGCUGGUGCAGAAGUCCAUGAAGACCUUCACAUACAAAUCCCUUUGCUUCCCUGAGGCCAUCAAGGCCCGUGGCCUGGAAAGCGAGGAAGAAUUGCCCUAUUACUACUACCGAGAUGAUGGACUGAGGGUCUGGAAAGCAGUCCAAAGCUUUGUCACAGAUAUAGUGAGCAUCUACUACAGCAGCGAUGAGACUGUGCAGGACGACGAGGAGAUCCAGGCCUUUGUCAAGGACGUGUGUAGCUUUGGAAUGCAGGACCAAGACGAAUGCGAGUUCCCCAAGUCCCUGAAGACGCGGGAGCAGCUCAUCGAGUACCUGACAACAGUGAUCUUCACCGCUUCAGCACAGCACGCCAGCAUCAACUUUGGACAGUAUGACUGGUGCUCCUGGAUCCCCAAUUCUCCCCCCACGAUGCGCAAGGCACCACCCACCAAGAAGGGCACAGUGACGGUGCAGCACAUCAUCGAGAGCCUUCCCGACCGCGGUCGCUCCUGCUGGCACCUUGGCGCCGUGUGGGCCCUCAGCCAGUUCCAGGAGAACGAGCUGUUUUUAGGCAUGUACCCCGAUGAACAUUUCACGGAGAAGCCAGCGAAAGCAGCCAUGGAGAAAUUCCGCAAAAAGCUCACGGAGAUCACCAGUUUCAUCAAGAGCAGGAACGAGGGCAAGAAGCUGCCCUAUUAUUACCUGUCGCCGGACCGCAUCCCCAACAGCGUUGCCGUGUAGCAGCCCUUCACCGCAGCUUUUCCUGAAACAGUGUCUCCAAGCUGAGAGGAAAUGAGUCGCCAGACGUUGAGACAGACAGACAGACAGACGCGCACGCACACACACACACACACACACACACACACACACCUGUGAACAUGGGAUGCAGCUCAGGAAACAUAAGACGACUCCACAUGCCCUUUCACAGGAUACUUCAGUUGUCUAAUACUGCUGUUGUCAUUGAGUUUGAUAAAUGUUUUAAAAUAGUCAAGAGCACUGAAAACUGCCAUAUUCAUAAAGACGUGAGCAAAACUAAAAUAUACUGGUCUUUGGACAGAUAUGUACGCUUUUGUUUAUUGCUCUGGUCAGUCACCUGUUUAAAACAUGUCAUGUCAGCCAAAAAAAAAAAAAUUUUAAAAAUCUAGUUACCUUCUGAGCCAUUAUAAUUGGGAAAGGUAUAGCGCACCUACAAAACACACACGCGCUGCUGCUCAGGGGUCUUACAGUAGCGCUUUUCGUCUAGUUGGGGAGUCAGAAGACUAAUGGCCUGGAUGGACAUUACAACAUUUAUAACUUUAUGGAGAAACAUGGGCAGACAGCUGCAGAAAUAAAAAGGUUCAUAUCAAUUUUUAUUACUUUUUUAAACAAUUGUUUAAAGGGAAAAAAAAAAACUCAAAAAUCAAUAAAUUUAUAACAGUACUUGCAACCAAAUUCCACACAAAUGCAUCAAAUAAAUUCAAAGUCAGAAUACGAAAUACAGUUGGGAAAUAUCAAAUAUCACCACAGAAAGGCGAGUC
This is a messenger RNA of Scleropages formosus (Asian bonytongue), 2935 nucleotides long. It is a transcript of the gene alox5a, whose product is annotated as arachidonate 5-lipoxygenase a. NCBI's taxonomy places the organism in Eukaryota, Metazoa, Chordata, Actinopteri, Osteoglossiformes, Osteoglossidae. The transcript has 15 exons. Gene Ontology annotation, biological process: lipid oxidation. The coding region runs from base 135 to 2159 and encodes 674 amino acids. The record is from RefSeq and is a predicted model, not a curated record. Gene Ontology annotation, molecular function: protein binding; oxidoreductase activity, acting on single donors with incorporation of molecular oxygen, incorporation of two atoms of oxygen; iron ion binding.